AUGCAGCAACCGAAGCAGCCUAACACAGACUGGCGCUACUCUGCAUCUUUAAGAGCUGGAAUGCAGAGUUCUGUGAUUCUGGAGGAGUCCGGUGUUUUACGAGGUGGACCUACUGGACCUACGCAGCAGUGGCCGACCACUUCAAGUGCAACAACAGACCCAGAAGGAGGAGAUGUCUCUCCCCCAGUUGGAGCUGGUGUCAACAGUAACAGUUGGACCUUCAAAUAUGGCCCAGCCAAUCCCCAGCAGCAGCAGCAGCAUCAGCAUCCUCAUCAACAUCCCCAGCAGCCUCUACAGCAACAUCCUCAGCAGGUUGUCCAUCAGCCUCCUCCUCCUCAACCUCCCAUGGCAGCAGCUGCUGUCGCUACAGCUGCUGUUGAAUUCCCAGAAAACUUUAUUAUCCCUGGCUCUCCUGCAAUCAUCUCCAUCCGUCAGGACAAUCCUACUAACUCUGAGGAUAAAAGUGACUUCAUAACCUUCGGAAAGAAAGAAGACACCAAGAAAAAGAAGAAGAAGAGGAAGGAAAAGGGAACAAAGUCACUUGACAAAAAGGAGAAAGGCAACAGCAGUGCAGAGAAUGAUCACUAAGAAAAUGUCUCCCCAACAUUAGUAACUCCCAUAAAUAAAGUUUAACUUUCCUUUGUUUAACUCCCCAACCCUAUGCAUAGCAGUGCUUCCUCCUUCACAGAAGCUUUUUUGUAGUGGACAAAAUCACAUGGGACUUUGUAUUCCCUUAGCAUUUGUCCUUGAUAUUUAUAGGGAAGUAAGUUAACAAUGGAAAAAGUUAGACAUUCAGAAAACGAGGUGAAUCUAUACCUCACCUUUUGUGUUACAGAUGCAGUAAGUUUUAAAAAUCUUAAUAUUUAUCUAUACAGUCCCUAUACAACCGCACAGGUGGGGUAAGAAGAAGAGAAUACCCCCAUAGUGUACAGACUGGAAAUCUGGUACCGUUUAUUUAACAACCGUAUAGGGCAGUUUCUCCAUACAGGUUUGACAAGGGAUGUUGAACAAGGGUUAGUGUUGUUCUAAAGUGUAGAUUGAAAUGUUGUACAGGCAUGAACCGGGCACCAUGAAAUGUUUUGAUUACCGGAGAAUUGAUAUGAUCAAACAAAUGAUACCAUAAUAAAUAAUUAAACAUACAGAGUCAAGUUCUUUGUGGUUCUGGCAAGUAAAGCACACUUUCUGAACCAUGUGUAAAACAGAAGGUCAUCUGAAUCCAGAUAUUAAGUUCGAAGUUCCACAGUUAUAUGAAGCAUCAAACACUAAGCAAAAAAUGGGAACAAGAAAACUUUCCUUAACUGUAUUUUGUAUUUGACAAAAGCCAUAAAUCACUAAAUCAGUAUCAAUUCUAUGUACUCUUAAUAAAAAUUUUUCAGCUGCAUCCAUUAUAUUAAUAGGUAAUUAGCACAUGUAUUUUGCAAAAAAACAUUAAAAUGGAAAAUUGUUAUAGAUUAUUUCUUUCCAAAGUUAGAAAGCCUUUCUGGAACAGAGUAGUUUGUGAAUAGGAAUGUAGGAAAUUCUAGUAGUAGUAGUUUUUUGUUGUUUUAUGGUACAGGUGAGGGUUACAGUUGCUUGAAUGGGGUUCGUUAGUAGGAUUAAUAUGUACAGGUAUAUGUGCAUGUGUACUCAUAUAUCGGAAACACAAGUACACACAAUGUAACCCAUAUCUAAAUGGGAGUAUUAUCACUUCUAUUAAAUUGCUUCUAAAAAUUGUCUGAAGCAGUCAUAAUGCCUUCAGUGGCCACCUGCCAAUCACUGCUUCACAUUGUCAGGUCACUAUGUGGCUGCUUGUUGCAUGUAUUACUGAAUGGAACAGAUUAUUUGGGACUUUCCAUUUACUUGCAUUAAUACAGACAUUUCCACUAACAUUUAGUCACUGUCUCCAGAAGACUGACAGUUUACCUUUAUGUUACACUAAAAAUAUAAAUUUGUUUACCUUCUAACCAUGUUCAGUUUUGUACGGUAUGAUCCUACAUGUAUUUUGUUUGAAUAAUAUAAACCUUACUAACACUGCUGUUGUGUGAAAUCACCUAAUGUAUGCACCUCUGCAAACCUGAAGUCUGUUCAUUCUAUGCUUGUGUAUGUGAAUGCCGAUGCAGUUAUUACCUAAGGGGUAGCUGUCAGUUACUGACCCCCUGCUUUCCUGUCAGCUGUAAGUGCAUAUUAUACAUUACUUUUUUGUAUACUUGACUUUUGGUGUAACAGUGAAGUAGUGCUAUUUUUCAUUUGAUAUUGACUGUGUAAUAUUUAUGAACAAUGCAGUAAAAUAUUCCUUUCUUAAACCCAGAAUCACACCAUAAUUCCCUUUGUUGAUAGUUUGGAUGUGUGCAUCUAGUCUGAAAGUAUUUAAAAUGGAAACUUACUAAAUGUUUUUUGUAAAUAAAACAUUGCAGAAAUGUG
Protopterus annectens (West African lungfish) is the source of this 2400-nucleotide messenger RNA. Its product is annotated as protocadherin alpha-4-like. The record is from RefSeq and is a predicted model, not a curated record. Lineage: Eukaryota; Metazoa; Chordata; Ceratodontiformes; Protopteridae. The transcript is spliced from 3 exons. Bases 1 to 588 code for a protein of 195 amino acids.